Erythranthe guttata (spotted monkey flower) is the source of this 1383-nucleotide messenger RNA. RefSeq names its product cationic peroxidase 1. Gene Ontology annotation, molecular function: heme binding; peroxidase activity. Gene Ontology annotation, biological process: response to oxidative stress; hydrogen peroxide catabolic process. NCBI's taxonomy places the organism in Eukaryota, Viridiplantae, Streptophyta, Magnoliopsida, Lamiales, Phrymaceae. The record is from RefSeq and is a predicted model, not a curated record.
AUAUAUGUUUAAUUGAGAACAUCAACUCUCAGUAUAUUACUACUAAUUAACUUAGUCAUCGUCCAAUUAAGUAAUGCAACUAUGAUUUAGGGUUGACAAAAGACUCAACCACCCUCGAAUAUUGAAAACAUCAUACGCACAACUCUGCCUCGAUCACCCACUAUAUAAACACAUGAAUGAAGUUCAUUAUUCUCACAGCAAACCAUAACUCACAAACACAACUUGUUUUCAGAAAAAUAUAUUCAUAAGAUUAUAUUUAGCCAUGUCUACUUCUACUUGUGUUUUAUCGGCUCGAUUAAUGUUCGUUCUUGUUCUAAUUGGAGCAGCCAAUGCGCAGUUAUCUCCCAAUUUCUAUAGUACAAGAUGCCCUAAUCUUCUUACUAUUGUCAGAACAGCUGUCAAUACAGCUGUGGCCAAUGACCGUCGUAUGGGCGCCUCUUUGCUUCGUCUCCAUUUCCACGAUUGUUUUGUGCAGGGAUGCGAUGGAUCGGUAUUAUUGGAUGACGUAGCAGGUUUCACCGGAGAAAAGACCGCCGCUCCGAACGCCAACUCAUUGAGAGGGUUCGAUGUCAUCGACACCAUCAAAACCAGGGUCGAGGCCGCCUGCCCGGGCAUCGUUUCAUGCGCCGAUAUUCUGACCAUCGCUGCCCGUGACGGGACCGUUGCUGUCAGCGGUCCUAGUUGGGCGCUUUCACUCGGAAGAAGAGACUCAACCACCGCGAGUUUGAACGGCGCAAAUAGUCAACUCCCCGGACCCGGAUCCAGUCUCAACAACCUUAUUACUUCAUUCGCCAACAAAGGCUUCACUACUAGGGAAAUGGUUGCCCUUUCUGGAUCGCACACAAUAGGAUUGGCGAGGUGCAGUACUUUCAGGAACAGAAUCUACAACGCCGCGAACAUAGAUCCCGCCUUCGCAACCGCAAGGAGGGCAAACUGUCCGAGAACCGGCGGAGACAACAACCUGGCGCCGCUCGACACCGUCAGCUCCAACACAUUCAACAACGACUACUACACGAAUUUGGUGAGCCGAAGGGGUCUCCUCACUUCCGACCAGGUACUAUUCAACAAUGGAACCACAGACGCGCAGGUGAGAGCGUACAGUACAAACUCGGCUUCUUUCUUCAACGACUUCGCCGCUGCUAUGGUUAAGAUGUCGAAUCUCUCCCCACUCACCGGGACCAAUGGUCAGAUCAGGAGAAACUGCAGACGUAGAAACUGAUUUAUAACGACGUCUUUCGUUGGUGUUCUUCUUCUUCAUCUUAUGGAAUUUUGUGUGUUUUCAAUAAAAUUAGUUGUUUAAGUUUAAUUUGUUCCUUAUAAGUUGUUGAAUUAUUCUAUAAUUGUAUCAUUUCAGUGUUUUAAUAAAGAAAUUUCGAAAUAUAU